AUAACACAUUACACAUUAAAACAAUAACACCCUUUAUCUCUCUAUUUCUCAUUCACAAAUGUCGUGAAUUCGCCAUACUACAUGAAUUCUUUUCUUCUCUCACUUUUAACUUCUCACUAGCAAAAAUCCUUAAUUUCAUCUCACUAUACAGAGAAAAUCGCCAUCAUUAUCAAUGGAGGAAGAACUGUUGAAACGUAAUACUGAUUGCGUUUAUUUCCUGGCCUCUCCUUUCACAUGCAAAAAGGGUGCGGAGUGUGAGUAUCGGCAUAGUGAAAUGGCAAGGUUGAAUCCGCGGGAUUGUUGGUAUUGGUUGUCCGGGAACUGCCUCAAUCUGACUUGUGCAUUUCGACACCCGCCUUUAGAUGUACUUAAAGAGGCAUCAACUAAAGGUACUCCACCUCUUCCAAGUCAGUCUUCCAUGCCUGCUACAAAGACGACAGUGCCUUGUUACUUUUACUACAAUGAAUUUUGCAACAAAGGUGACAAAUGCCCUUUCCUGCAUGAACCGGGUAAUGAAUUUAGAUGGAAGCCAAAGUUGGUCAAUGUCAUUGCUGAUGCACCUGUGGUGCCCUUGGAUAGUAAGAAAUCUAGAAGUGCUGAGGCUGGGCCUAUACCUGCUGUGAAACAUUUAAUUCAAUCUAAAAUGGCAGGGGCAACUGGCAACACAUUGCAGGGUGAUCAGAAAUGGCAGAGUCAACUAUCAGCAACUAAUGAGAUUCCGAAACUGCAUACAUCUAAACAAACUUAUAUCCCUCAAUGUGAAGAAACGGAUGCUAUUGAAACUGUGUCCUUGCAGCAUGCAGGUGGCUUAAGUAAAAGUGAGUGUGAGCCGAGCUUGGAUUCGGACCGUGAACCAGAGGAUCUAAAUGAUGGCAACAUUGUGCGAGAUGAGUUGUGUGAAUCAUCCCCUGGUUUUGAUGUCCUUGUUGACGGGAGAACUGAAGACAUGGUCUAUGAGGAUGAUCCAGACUAUUUGCAUGCCCUUGAUGAGAAUGACAGAGACUGUGAGCACCUAUUUAUGCCCCGUGGUUUUUCUCAUCAGACUGAUUAUGAUGGAGGUUUACUUGAAAAUAGCGAUUAUGAGUUGUCUGAAUAUGUCCAAGAUGAGCUUGGAAUUGAUUGUCGAAAAUAUUCUUCAAGACGCACUCGGGAUAGAAAGUCAAAGCGUGUUGUGUCACGCAAGAGGAACUUUUCGUGUGUGGGAUCACCAAUUGGUAGGGAUUCUGAUAUGGAUCUUCGAGACUACCUUAGGAAACGGAGGAUGAUUGAUGGAUAUUUGGACACACGUGAUUUGAGGCAUGACUUGGUGCAUGUAAGAGAUGGAAGGCACGAUAGGGAUGAAAGGAAUACUUCAUUUCAACGAUUACAUGGAAAGAUAGCAUCAAAGGUGGAAAGAAAUGGGGUGAAAGUGUCUAGUAGACGGAAUUUACUUGUCGAUUCAGAGCAGCAUGGCAGAUCUGGGAAGUCACAGCAUAAUGGCUACAGACAACAUAAUGGGAGGAAGUUAGUUCAGUGUUUGACUGAACGAAGUUCUUACAUAAGACAGAGAUAUCCUCUGCAGUCCUCCACAUUUUCCGGACCUAAGAGCCUUGCUGAGAUCAAAGAAGACAAAAACAUGGGUCAUUUUGACAAAAAGGGGUUGGUAGAAUUUGAAGGUCCUAAACCCUUGUACGAAAUCCUUAAGGACAAGAGGAAGUCUGCUUCUUCUCAAGAUGACUUUACGAACAGCAGCAAUCGAAUGUUUUCUGCUUGUGACUUGUGAUUUUGCUAAUUAGAUGCACCAAAUUAAGGGGGUCCUUUUUAAUUUGCGUAAGUGUAAUAACCACAGGCUUGAACAAUGAUGAAAUGAAUUAUACCACCACAGUACACAGAAACAACCUCAAGAAUCAGAUUCUUGAUUUUCCGGUUGAUGAACUGCCCACCUGUGGCUUCACUCACCUCCUUUGUAUAUUUGACAAUGCAACCCAAAGAUUGACUACCUUGUAUAAUGCAGGGUAAACUUCAAAUUUGUGUGACUAACAAAUCAAAGAUUUGAAUGUACGACUAACAUACACUCGACAAAACAAACGAUGUUUUGAAGAAACAACAAAUGUGUUAUUUUUGAAAAAUCUAAAAACUAUGUUUACAAUGCCUAAGGCUUCCAAUUUAUAAGCCUAGGGAGCAAUCAAAACACGCCUAAAUUUACAAGGAAAAGGGCUAACUAAUCAUAACGGCUAUAAUAGGUCAUGUGCCAAACAUGUGCACACUUAAAGAACAAAACAUAGAAAAAUACAAGUCUGCUGGCUACUGUUAGGUAAGCUGUUGACUACACGACCUUCAGCUCCCUUUCUUGUAGAUUUCCUGUGAUUGUUAGAAGGGACUUUGGGCCAUGACAACAAGGUCCAUGUGCGGAGAUUCUGUUUUUGCCCUCCAUGUUCUCCAAGAAGCUUAGGUUUAAUCUGGACAAGCCCUGCAAGGUCUGCUGGUCAGUAGAUUUUAUUAAACAUUGACUGGCCUAAGUAUAUGCUGUAGUUUGUGCAUCUGCAGCUGCCACAUUCCCUUCUACCUUUUG
This is a messenger RNA of Amaranthus tricolor (Joseph's coat), 2551 nucleotides long. Its product is annotated as zinc finger CCCH domain-containing protein 32-like. The record is from RefSeq and is a predicted model, not a curated record. The coding region runs from base 173 to 1762 and encodes 529 amino acids. Gene Ontology annotation, molecular function: metal ion binding. NCBI's taxonomy places the organism in Eukaryota, Viridiplantae, Streptophyta, Magnoliopsida, Caryophyllales, Amaranthaceae. The transcript has 3 exons.